AUGAGUCCCCCCCUCCCCACGGUAGCAGACAGGACGGUGCAGUUCCCCUCUUACUUCCUGUCCCAGGGGGGCCUGUGUGUGGUGAGGAGGGUGGUGACGGUCCUGUCCUACCUGCAUCCGGACAUCACCUGGUGCCCCGUACUCAUACCUGUCACCUGUGUGAUGCUGCACUACCUGCAGGAGGAGGUCAAGGUGUACCAGGCUGUUGCAAACAUGCUGACUCACACUGGGAGAACAGAGAAAGGAGAAAGAAGAACGUACCUGAUGGACACCAGGCUCUCCCAUGAAGCCAUGAACAGGGUUUUCUGUGACCUCGCCAAGAGAUAUGCCAAAGCAGCCUAUGGUUUUUUGAAGGACAGUGGCUGCGAUGUGGACUCAGUGAUGUCGGAGUGGAUAUGGUGGAUAUUUGGUGCUCUUCCAUUUGAAUAUGUUGUCCACGUGAUGGACUGCUACCUUGUGGAAGGAUUAAAAGUUCUCUACAGAGUGGGAGUUGCACUGCUAGACAAGUGGCACAAACAAAUUAAUGGUGCUCCCCCCUCUGAUGUCAGGCAGUCUAUCCAGGACUUCUGCAGGAACAUCAGCUCACAUUUCCCAGUCAAGGACAUUCUCAAGAAAGCCUUCAAAAUCAGGAACCUGUCCAGGAAGCUGUGCUCCACGUUGCACCAGCGCCACCUGGCGACUCUACAAAGGAAGGGCGCCCCAGCCAUCACCAUAGACAGCCCCACCCACACAGCCACUCACGGGUCCAUCGCCCUUUCUCCUGUAGAGUCGAGCAUACUGAAUCAUGCCCAGGUAUGUGUUUCUGUGUUACACUAUCGGCGCUCCAGCCAUAACCACAGACAGCCCCACCCACACAGCCACUCACGGGUCCAUAGCCCUUUCUCCUGUAGAGUCGAGCAUACUGAAUCACGCCCAGGAAUCAUGCCCAGGUUGAUGUUUCUCUGGGACUGUAUAUAUAUAGAGAGAGAUAAAGAUAAUAUAGACAAACUGAAGACUCUACAAAGGAAGGACACCCCAGCCAUUACCAUAGACAGCCCCACCCACACAGCCACUCACGGGUCCAUCGCCCUUUCUCCUGUAGAGUCGAGCAUACUGAAUCAUGCCCAGAUCCAUCAGCUGUGGUGCUGGCUUCCCCAGAGAUUCUCCCUGUACGAGCCUCGUGUCGUCUACUCCAGCAGCGAAGAUGGCUACCACCUGCGCAACCUGUACCAGAAGUGCGCCGACAACCAGCCGCUGGUGCUCGUCAUCAAGACCAAAAAUGACGAGGUAUUUGGCGCAUUUAUCACAGAAAGCCUUGACUACACGGCCGACAAGAACAAAAGCCGGGCGUACUUCGGUACAGGGGAGAUGUUCCUGUUCUCCCUGACCCCGGUGCCGGUGAGGUACCCCUGGGUGGGGGUUACAGAUGGCGGAGAUCUCAGCCCCUCCCAGAGCAUGUUCAUCUCUGCAGACUACACAAGUUUAGUCAUAGGAGGAGGCGAUGGGGACGGCAUAUUUUUGGACCAAGAAAUGAACCGAGGUCACACCAAGAGAUGCAAGACCUUCAACAAUGCACCCCUGUGUAUCAGUGGGGACUUCCACUGUGUGGCUGUCGAGGUGCUAGGAUUGCAGCAAGAAGAGGACUAAGGACCAUUCCAUUGUAAAUGUGUAGGGGGUUGCUGGGAGAAUUCUCCAAGAAAGGAAUAAUUGUACAAACCAAUGUCUUUAGAAAUGAAACAUUCAAAGCAUGGCAUGAUUUCCCAAAGUUUUAUUUGGUAAUCUUAGCUAUCAAUAUUUAGUACAAUGUCAUGUGUUUUUCGACUUCUUCAAUGGUAAAAACAUGGAAACUUGCCACCUAAUAUAGCUGUGGAAACAAGAGUCAAUGUUGAAAAGGGAUUGGAAAAUUGUACUUGACACCCCCUUCUGUGAUUUGAAUGGAACAGCCCAGAUGCAUCAUAAUUGCUAUUGGAGGUUUCACUGGUCGGAAGUGACAGAAUGUCUUUUUUUACCAAAUAAAUAUGAUACAUGUAUGUGUCCAUUUUUUACCAUGUUUUACCACUUCUUAACUCAACCUCAUUUGAUAUGUUUAAAGUUAAAUAUGUCAUCUACCCUGACUAAAACCACACUCCUAGUCCUAGUAGCCCACCUGAAUUAUUGAAGUCAAGACUGAGAGUGGAUCCUUGUAGCAUCUGACCGCAGAAGAUCGUGUAACGCGGCCAAAUUGCUGUGUCAAUGUUAAUUUAAAACAAUCUUGCCAUCUUUCAGCCACAUAGCUUGCAAAACUGCCAUCAAACAA
Branchiostoma floridae (Florida lancelet) is the source of this 2275-nucleotide messenger RNA. RefSeq names its product GTPase-activating protein skywalker-like. The record is from RefSeq and is a predicted model, not a curated record. The transcript is spliced from 11 exons. Bases 1 to 1626 code for a protein of 541 amino acids. NCBI's taxonomy places the organism in Eukaryota, Metazoa, Chordata, Leptocardii, Amphioxiformes, Branchiostomatidae.